This is a messenger RNA of Pangasianodon hypophthalmus (striped catfish), 4334 nucleotides long. It is a transcript of the gene lrrn2, whose product is annotated as leucine rich repeat neuronal 2. The coding region runs from base 534 to 2672 and encodes 712 amino acids. NCBI's taxonomy places the organism in Eukaryota, Metazoa, Chordata, Actinopteri, Siluriformes, Pangasiidae. The transcript is spliced from 2 exons. Gene Ontology annotation, cellular component: extracellular matrix. Gene Ontology annotation, molecular function: protein binding. The record is from RefSeq and is a predicted model, not a curated record.
GAGAGAGAGAGAGAGAGAGAAAAAGAGAGGGGAGUGGAGUGGAGAGCACACAGAUCCGUCCUCUGUAGAACGCCUACACAGUGUCAGUAAUAAAGACACAGUGCUGUAGGUUGGGGGCUAAAGACUGGGUCUGUGUGUAAUCCUGAGAGGUGCGCUAAAGUGGCGUCGUGAGAAAAGACACAGAAUAAGCUGGGGGAAAAAAGAAAAACAGCGAGGGGAAAGAAAAAAGGAAGAUCAGAAGACAAGACAAAGCCUUGAGACACACAGAUGUUUCUUGUCUUUUCGGGGUAUGCCUCUGAAGCAAUCCUGAAAGCUCCAUUGGACAAGGAUGUAAGAACAAGGGAAUGAGAAGAGACCCAAACCCAUCUUAGUGUGUCCCACUUCAGAACAUCAAAGCAAGUCAUUCUUUGAUAAAUCUAGAAGAGUGGAGAAGAUGAAACACAAGAAAUUUAAUUUUGGAGACAAUUUAUUUGCAAACACCAAGUGAAAUUUAUGCAGUGAUAACAACUAACUAACCAACAUUUCUAAUAAAAAUGAGUGAGAUUACAAUGUUUUUUGUACAUAUUCACCUCCUGUUUGGGGUUGCUAGCUCCUUGGUUAUUCACUCAAUCCCCUGGAAGGUACCCUGUCCUCACCAGUGUGUAUGCCAGAUCAAACCCUGGUACUCACCCCAGUCCGUGUAUAGAGAGGCUCCGACUGUUGACUGUAAUGACUUGCUCCUCACUCAGUUGCCCACAUCCCUCCCACCAGAGACACAAACACUAAGACUACAGAGCAACCUUAUCAGUUCAGUGGACCAAAGUGAACUCCAGGGUCUCGCCAAUCUAACUGAGCUGGAUCUCUCCCACAACAGUUUCAUCAGCACCCGUAACUUGAGAAUCACUGACCUGCCAGCUCUUCUAAGCCUACACAUGGAAGAGAAUCAGCUGAGGCACCUGCCUGAAGCAGCUUUCGCUGGACUGGCUAACCUUCAGGAAUUGUAUCUCAAUCAUAAUAGACUCAGAAGUAUUUCCCCAGGAGCUUUCAAAGGUUUAGGUAACCUUUUAAGGCUUCAUCUCAACUCUAACCACCUAAUGAUAAUUGACAGGCGUUGGUUCCAUGCUUUGCCUCAACUAGAAGUACUCAUGACAGGAGGAAAUCCAGUGGACACUAUCCAAGAUUUCAACUUCAAACCUCUUGGAUCCUUGCGCAGCCUGGUCCUGGCAGGUAUGGGCUUACGUGAGAUCUCAGAGCGUGCUCUAGAAGGACUUCUGAACCUGGAGAGUAUUAGCUUCUAUGACAACAACCUGACCAAAGUCCCAAGAGAGGCUCUGCAGAAGCUACCAGGCUUGAAAUUUCUGGACCUUAACAAGAACCCAAUUCAGCUGGUGAAGAAAGGGGACUUCAGGGACAUGCUUCACCUGAAGGAGCUCGGCUUGAACAACAUGGAGGAUCUGGUGUCCAUUGAGCACUCAGCAAUGGAAAACCUCCCUGAGCUGACAAAAUUGGAAAUCACAAACAAUCCACGACUGUCAUACAUUCACCCUCAGGCUUUCCAGAAGCUACCACGUAUGGAGAGCUUGAUGCUCAACAGUAAUGCCUUGAGUGCUCUGCAUCGCCAGACUGUGCGGUCUCUGCCAAGCUUACAGGAGAUCAGUCUGCACACCAAUCCCAUUCGCUGUGACUGCCUUAUUCGCUGGGUGGGGGCAGAGGAUGACAAGCCAGUUCGUUUCAUUGAACCACAGUCCACAUUCUGCUCAGAACCUCCAGAGUUAAAAGCAAGACGAGUGAAAGAAGUCUCCUUCAGGGAGAUGGCAGAUAGCUGCCUCCCUCUGAUUGCCCCAAGCAUGUUCCCUUCAUACAUUCAAGUGAAACACGGGGACAACAUAGCUUUGCAUUGCCGAGCACUGGCAGAACCAGAACCAAGUAUUUACUGGGUCAUUCCAAAAGGUUUGAGAUUAACUCCUUCCACAAAGUUUGGACGUUACCAUGUUUUAACAGAGGGCACUUUGGAAAUAUUUGGAGUCACUUCUGAGGAGGCUGGUUUCUACACUUGUGUUGCACAGAAUCUAGUUGGGGCUGACACAAAGAGUUUGACACUAAAAGUAGAGGGAUCUGGCAGGGCUCAAAUAACAAACAAUCAAAGAAAUGAAGACAGCCUUGAGGUCCAUGAUGUUAAAGAACGGUAUGCUUUACUGUCUUGGCACACUGGCCAUAACAUCCCUGCUGCCCGAAUCUCUUGGACAGCCAACGGAAGCCUGGAAGACCACCACAAGCAUAGCACUAGAAUAUUAGCUGGCACUAGAGGCUUCAACCUAACCCGCCUCCAACCAGGUACCCAUUACAAGGUUUGUUUGCACAUGGGGCCAAAUGACACCUCCUGUGUCCAUCUCAGGACUAAAGAGGUGCUUCUACUAGUUCCUUCUGCAGACAUCACUCCAGUAUUCCUACUGGGUGUAUCAGCUUUUUUCCUCAUCCUUUUGGCAGCCAAAACUUGCCAGGGGAGGACAAUGUAUGAUUGGAAAGAGUUUGAGAAACCCCAUUCCACCAUUUUGACCCAGGAAGCAAAGGAUUUCAUGGCUCCAGAUUCACUUCAGCAGUACAAAGACAAACUCUCAGAGGGCAGUGGAAAGGUGCUCAGUGAUGUCAAGCCAGUGCAAGAUGUUCCGGGUCCUGCAAAAGAGGUGUUUUAAGAUACACGAUGUACAACAGCUCAAAGGGAAUAUGCCAGAGAAGCCGUACAAACUUUGUAAAGCUACUCAGAUUACAGCUCACAGUCAACACUAACAGUCCACUGAACAAAACCAUAGCUUUUUUGCAAGGUUACAAGUGUUCCAAUUAUAAAUACAGUGUCAUUAUAAGAGAUUUCAUUUUUAUUUAUUUUAUAAUGGAAAAGAUACAGACCGUAUAUGUAUAGUAAAAGCAUUUUACAUGUAAUCACAAACAAUAUAUACUGAGAAAACUGAGCAGAUGGUGCCAGUUCUAAGAUAGAGCUAUCAACUGUUUGUAAGAAGCUGUGAACUCUGAAAGAAGCAUGAACUUUACAUGAAAGUUGCAAGGUGAAGUGAAAUACUCACAUAUUUUUCAUGCUCCUGAAGCCACAGAGUUGACAGGUGGGCAAAGAAAUUCUGUGAAAGUCUCUCAAUUUUGUGACAAUUUAGGAGGAAACAGAUGUUUUUUUUUUUUUAAGAAUCAUGUUCUCCUGGUGUGAAUUGUUAAAGAAUUAAAUGUUACUUUUCUAUUUUUUAAAAUAAUACUGUCUUUUUCAAAUAAAAAGGUCUAAGCAUAGGUACUGAAAGAAUAUGUAAAAUACAGAAGGGUAUUUUUAAUAUGUUGCAUAACUGUACAUCCAGUAUUUCUCUUUGAUAUUAUGGGCCAUAUUCAGCACACAACAUGAAGUCUGAGCUAUCAAGCGGUAUCUUCGUCUCAGUGUAUGUGUGUGUGUGUUUGUCUUUUUAAUGAUGGACACAUCUAUAUAUAUAUAUAUGACCAAGGACACAACAUUAUGUGCUAAUCAGGGCUCUGUUUGGCUAUGGAUUUCUCUUUUUCUCACUCAAAACCAAACAAAAAUUCUGAAAGUACUCUCCCAAAAGAUCGAUUAUCAAGUGACAUUCAGCCCUGAAUAGCUUCAUUGUGCCAGUUUCAUACAUUUUAUGGAUGGAGACAGAAGGAAAAGCCCCAGGACUCUGUGAGGGGUAUUCGUACUUGCCAACGUGCUGAGUACAAUGAAUGAGACAUGUCCUGUUGUUUAUUUAUUUUUUUUUUUAAAAAGGCAAUUCUCUCUUUUUUUUUUUUUUGGAAAUGCAAUGGAAAGACUGGAUACUGCUAACUGGGACAUGCUUGAAGGAAGGAUUUAAGAGACCACUUGAGUAUAAAAUGUCUUUCAUUCUCAACAGCUUGUUGUCUGACUUUUUAGUCAGGGACCCUGCACUGACAAAAUGACAUUUACACUGGAAGAAAUCUUACCAGAGCAAUGCAGUUUGUCAUUUGUUAACAGGAUUGUCAGUACUAAGGAUUGUGAGCUCUGCUCUUCUCACUUCUCUAGUAUGGGAAACCCCAUUUUCUACAGUGUCAUUUAUGGUAAAGCUGCUGUUUUGUUUGAGUUUUUUGUCAGUUUGUAGUUGAUGUGUCCCUAUGUUUCAGAAUUUCUUGCUCUAACUAAACUGUCUCUCUUCCUCUAUUAUUUUUUUCCAUUUGAUAUAAUUUGUUGGCUCUUACUUUCUAUCACCUCAAAUCUGUACAUACACUAAAUCACUCUGAAUUUCCUAUCAAUGUUCAGCUCCCCUUUCAGAAAUUAUUUAGAAGGCUGUGUGUUAAAUUCUAUUUUGAGGUAUUAUUAAACCAUUUUAGACUGA